AGACAGAUGUCUGGCAGUAACUGCACAGCUGUGACUGAAUUCAUUAUUUUGGGCUUAACAGAUGAUCCAACCCUUCAUGUCAUCCUCUUCGUGGCAUUUCUGGGUGUCUAUGUAGUCACCUUAGUCGGUAACCUUACCAUAAUCACAUUGAUCAGAAAUAGCUCCCAACUUCACACUCCAAUGUACCUUUUCCUCAGCCACUUGGCAUUUGUGGAUAUUGGAUAUUCCUCCUCUGUCACACCUGUUAUGCUCAAGAAUUUCCUUGUGGACAAAACUGUAAUCCCUCUUGGAGGAUGUGUGGCCCAGCUGUUCUUUGGAGUCACCUUUGGGACAGCUGAGUGCUUCCUACUGGCUGUCAUGGCUUAUGAUCGGUAUAUGGCCAUCUGUAACCCCCUACUCUAUUCAACCAACAUGUCUCCUAGGGUCUGCACUCUGUUACUUAUCACAUCCUACCUGGGUAGUUGUGUAAAUGCUUGGAUUUUCACUGGUUGUUUAUUGACUCGGUCCUUCUGUGGACCCAAUAAGAUCAAUCAUUUUUUCUGUGAUUAUUCACCACUUUUGAAGCUUUCCUACUCUCAAGAUGAUCUUGGUGAAAUUCUUCCUGCUGCCUCUGCUGGGUCAAUAAUUAUGAUCACUGUACUAAUUAUCAUAGUCUCUUAUGUAUACAUCCUGUUCUCUAUCCUAACGAUAAGGUCCACUGAGGGGAGAUCCAAAGCUUUCUCAACUUGUACCUCCCACCUCACAGUAGUCACUCUCUUCUAUGGCACCAUUACAUUCAUUUAUGUGAUGCCUAAAUCUAGUUACUCAACAGAUGAGAAUAAAGUGGUGUCUGUCUUCUACAUUGUAAUCAUCCCCAUGUUGAACCCCUUGAUCUAUAGUCUAAGGAACAAUGAAGUAAAAGGGGCCCUUCGAAAACUGUUGAGUAGGAGACAUGCUUUUUCAUGA
Trichosurus vulpecula (common brushtail) is the source of this 945-nucleotide messenger RNA. RefSeq names its product olfactory receptor 480-like. The coding region runs from base 7 to 945 and encodes 312 amino acids. Gene Ontology annotation, molecular function: odorant binding; G protein-coupled receptor activity; olfactory receptor activity. Gene Ontology annotation, cellular component: membrane. NCBI's taxonomy places the organism in Eukaryota, Metazoa, Chordata, Mammalia, Diprotodontia, Phalangeridae. Gene Ontology annotation, biological process: sensory perception of smell; G protein-coupled receptor signaling pathway. The transcript has a single exon. The record is from RefSeq and is a predicted model, not a curated record.